Messenger RNA from Leishmania braziliensis MHOM/BR/75/M2904, 6156 nucleotides. RefSeq lists its product as hypothetical. The record is from RefSeq and is a predicted model, not a curated record. NCBI's taxonomy places the organism in Eukaryota, Euglenozoa, Kinetoplastea, Trypanosomatida, Trypanosomatidae. The transcript has a single exon. Bases 1 to 6156 code for a protein of 2051 amino acids.
AUGUCGAGUCGGCACUACUCCUCCUCUGAGGCGCGGAGCAACGACAGCGAGGCGCGGAUAAACGCGUCAUCUACGUUGUCUCCCACGUCGUCGCUACCGCCGUCGUCCUCACCCCUGCCGCCGUUGCCGCAGUUGACCUCCACGGAGGUCGCCGAGUGGCCCCCGGUGCCGACGUCGUCAUCGUCUUCUUCUCCUCCCCUUACACCAUCCUCUGUGGCCAGCGAGUCGCAGGACGGAUCUGUCAGCAGCAACCGCGCGGACAACCAGGGGAGGUUCACCUCCGACUCGAGUAGUCACUUCUUGGAAGAGGCAGAGGAGGAGCUGGAUAAUGAUGUCGAGCUCCGCAGCGGCGACUGUGUCGGCGGCGCAGAUAACUACAGCAACAGCAACGAUGACGGUGGCAACGAGAGCGGCGCGACUACUGCACGUAGCGCCUCCGGUGAGCCGGUGGAUGCUCCGCUGAUGGUUUCUGAUUGGCUCGCGGUUCCGCCGUCACCGCCAUCGCCGUCAUUGGCAUCGGCGUCAGCGUCGCAGCGCACAGGCGAGGUGGGUGUCGAGCGGCGCGGCGCCUCCACUACUCCAGACUCAGAGCGCAGCAGUGGUCGAGACGAGAAUGCAGUGGCGGACAGCGACGCUGCUACCACGGCAAAAGGCAAUGACGAAGACCAGAGGCAAGGCGGUCGUGGCGAAGCUAGUGACUCUGACGACCUUUCGGACGCAGAGCUCGCGGCCCGCGCCGCCUCCAUCACGUCCGAUGUGGUUGCAGAAAGCGUCUGGACAUCCGAGGAGCGCGCCAGCGCCGCCUUGCAGGAAUUCAGUACUUCCCUGCACUCGAAGCUGGUCGAGCACCUCAUCGACGAUGCGGUCGUGGCAGUGGGGCGCACGCUGGAGGAGACGGUGCGGCAGCACGAGUCGCGCGUGCGAGCCCUGAUGGCACAGAAUCGUCUACUCGAUCAUCAGCUAGUGGACCAGGCAGAGCAGAUGCAGUCGAUCCGGAAGGACCUGGAAGACUCCGUGCUGCGCGACUUGCAACGUAUCCUGCGCGUUGAUCUGCAGCAGGUCUUCCGCUCGGCUAGCGCCGGCCGCUCCAAUUCCAGAGAGACCGCCACGGAGGCCUCGACCCCGCUGUCAUCGUCUUCAUCACGCCGACCGUUGUCCGUCGGCGAGCACUGCUUCGGCGCGGAAGAGGACACAGGUGACAGCAUCAAUACGCGGCAGCGAUCGAAUGCAGCGUCGAUGUCUUCGAUGCACACGGGCGGCGGCGCUGCAACGCCAUCUGUGGAAGAACUCAUCGCCGCAUACCUAAAUCAGCGCGGCACCCUCGAGCUGCUUCACAAGGAACGCGUGCAGUGGCGGGAAAGCACGGCCGUUCUGCGAGACCAGCUGCUCGCCGCCACGCGUGAAGUCGUGCAGCUUCGGCAGGAAGUGGUACGGCUUCAGACGACAACAGUGGAUGUGGCGGAGCACCGCACCGUCAUGCAGGCAAGAGAGGAGGCAGAGCAUCAAUGUGCACUCAUGCGACUGCAGCUGGCCAAGCACAUUGAAGAAGCUCAAAUGAUUGAGGCGCUUGUGGAGAAGCAUGAGUUGACGCAGUUGCAGUCGCAAGACGCCGCAGAGGGCAAUGUGGAACAAACAGCUUCGACAGGAGGUCUUGCCGCUACCGCAGCAGCAGCGAUGGAAGAGGAGCUGCCUCGAAAAGGGCCGCAGUGGGACAUCGCUUUACGUGAGCUGGAGGAGCAAGCCACCAUUGCAGCCAACAGCCACCACCUGCGUGAGCAACUCGCCAGUGCCGAGGCUCAGCUGCACCUCCUUCAGAAGGACAGAGACGUGAGCGUCACCUACGCGGCGGAGUUGAAGAAGGAAAACGACGUCUUGCGGGCAGACCUGCAAUCGAUGGUCUACCGUAACAGCGUGCUCUCUCAGCAGGUGGUGUCGCUCCUGGUCAAGGUCGAGCACACAUCCCGCGCCAACCGGCAGCUGCAGGCAAUGCUGACCGCAUCGCCUCCGCGGCAGCCGCAGGAGUCUCUCGACCAAUCAAACGCGCAGAAGGGUGGGCGGUCUUUGGGCCCAUCCACCCUGCCCCGGUCGUCACCCCCGGCCUUCCCGGCGCUGCCCAAUGCGCCGCUGUCAACUUUGCCGUCGCAGCAGGCACGGCGCAGCGCGUGGCUGAGCGCGAUGUGGCCGUUGCCGGCUUCUGGUGGCACCGACGCAGCAACUGAGAACCAACUCAACACAGCUGUGCUCUACGACCAGCAGAAACAUCGGCAGCUUCCACCAUCGCUCCUCGCAUCUACGAACGCUUCACAGAUGUCGUCGCCGACAGAGGUAGAGGAGGGCUUACAGCAGCGGCUGAACACCUACGCCGCAUCGCGCUUGGCGGUACCACAGCUGAAUAGCGGCGCCUUCCCUCAGCCUCCACGUCGACAACGGCACGUCUCGCUGCGGCAGCUGGGCAGUGCCACGCUAGAGGUCAACCGCGUGUGCAAUCCACAUCUCCCGGCCAGUGAUCAGCUCAGCGGGUACGCGCUCGGGCGUCCAUCGACGUUUUCGACUGUCAAUGUCUCGCGCGGGACGGUGACGCGCCAGGUGGGAUCGGAAGAGGUGACGGUGCUGCUCACCCCAGCCGCGCCGGAUGACAGCAGAACCGGCGAUGCAGACAUGUGGGCACCAGCAGCGGCGGCAUCGCCAUCAACGCGGCUCGCUCACAGCAUAGACGACGUGAGUCGUGACCCGAACCUGCUACGUCUCCUGGACACCCUCGACAAGGACGAGAGCCUCGAUCGAUUCAGCAUUCACUCGGUCUCCGAGCUACUAUUGCGGAACCAGGAGCUGGUGAAGCAGCUGUACGAGGUGACGCAGCGCGCUGAAGCGGCGGAGCAGCAGCAGCAGCAGCAGCAGCAGCAAGGGACUGUCUCUGCCUCCCAGCGGGACGGAAAGGGGCUAUCGUUCGGGUCUGUGGUUGCCUCUGCAAACGACCCACCCGCUCGACCCGACAGUGACACUGAUCUCAAUUUGGACGCGGUUCUGGCAACACUCACCUCCACCACUGCGACACUGCUGCUGCAGGAGGGUGAGCCACACUCGCGCAAGCGCACCCGCGAGGGUGACAACGACAAUGGGGACCGGGAGCACGGGGACGUCGAGGGUGGCCGCCACGUCAGUGCAGGUCAAAGUGAGAAUAAGGCGGCACAGCCGCAGGCCACCGAAAUUACCGGAGCAGACUCCGCUACUACAACAGCGGCUGAGUCGUGGUUCACCAAGGAUGCUAGUGAUGCGGUCGCUAGCAUGAUCGAUGCGAUGGUGCGACGGCGUGACGUGCAGCUCACGUCUGCCGACACCGAAGUGUCGCAAGCGCUGCUCAAUGCGCUAGCAGCGCAGCACGCCACUGACAAGGCGGCGCAGAAGGCACGUACAGAUGGCGGCACCAGUGGAGGCAUUGCUCUGCCUGCUGAGAUUCCGUCUGAAACGGACUCGCAUGCCGUGAAGGCCUCCUCGCGAGCUAUGUCUGCGUGCCUGCGCAGCCUCUUGCAGCUUUGCGUACGGCAGUCCGCCGUGCUGGCGGAAGUGGCGCUCACAGCUGCGGAUCAGCACCAAGAGAUGCAGGCAGCCGUCAAGAACACAUGGACAGAGGUGCAGCAGACCCUCCUCGCGGCACUGCAGACCUCGCACGCGGCGCUCACUUCAUCCUCCCCGGCGUCGUACAACGAUGCCGCCACAGGUGCGCCUUGGCCCUCGCGUCAGCGAGCGCGGGGAGAAGGAGGUGUGGUGGGCGACGACGAUCGCUCGCGAAGGGACGGCUGCCUCGAGUUCCGCCCCGAGGAGCAGGUGGCCCUCCUCCAGCAGCUCCGCACGCUGCUGCACACGGCCGCCAAGAAGGAUGAGACCCUCCUGCACGUCUACCAGGCUGCGCAGGCACGCAACGAUGCGCGUCAGCACCAGGAGAAGGAGCGUGUGGCGCGUCUUCUACUGAAACUGGAGCGUAAGCGGCGCCUCAUCAAAGCCUUGCAGCUGCGGCAUGCGAACACGAAUAUGGCGACUGCUCUCGGUACGGAUUCCGGCGCAUGUGGGCUCAUCCACCCUUCUCCUCUCGACUGCGAUAACUCGCAGGGUGCCGUGGCGAUCGGCUUCCACCUUUCCCCGCAGCCCGGCUCCCCCGUCCGUCGUACACCGCCAAUGCCGCCGAUGGCGUUACCCGCUGUCAACACGGACGCCGCUGGCAACGAGCGCCGUGGCGACGACGGCGGCGACCGGGCUAGUAGCUUGGACAGUGGCACCAACCACCCCCAGUGCAGCCAUCACCAUCCACACUGUUGUGACAACGAUGACGGUUACAGCGACAACGAGCUUGACGACGAGAUCCUGACACUGGACAUCUUUCGCGAGCUUCAGCAGCAGCUCGCCCUGAGUCAAGCAAACCACCGAGCCGCUCAGGAGGAACUCGACGCGGAGAAGGCGAAGCACGCGACUCUGCUGGAGCGUAUGUGGGUGCUGGAGACGGCCCGCGACGACGCCGCAGGCGCGGCCGAACGUCUUGAGAAGCGUGUGAGCAAUAUGCUCACUCGGGAGGAGUACCAGACAACGGUGGCCGAGCUGGAGACGGCCGUUGCUUCCCUCACGCAACUGGAUGCAGAGCUGCGCGACGCCAAGGCUGCGCACCUCGAGUUGCAGGAACACGUGGAUGACCUAAAGCGGCAGCUGGAGGCGCAGCAGCAGGAAACAGCGCUUCAGCGUGGCAGGCUGGAGGAUGCAAUGCGUAAAGGGGAGCAGCGUGUGCUUAACGAGGAGGGUCGCACCCGACAGCUACGGGCGCAACUGAAUGAUGUGAAGCUGUACGCGGCAGACCUCGAGAAAUCUAUCGAGGCCGCGCGGAGAGAGGUGUGCGAUCAGCAAGAGCUAGUUCGCCAUAAGGAUGCCACGAUCGAGGAGCUGAAGGUGCAAAUGCUGAUGCGUGACGACGUGCAGGAGCUGCUUUGCCGGCUCUACCCCAACCACAGCGUGCUACACGCGAAUGCGCAGCUAGUGCACAGUUUGUCUGAGACCAAGACACGCCUGGAAGUGGAGCUGGCAGAGACCCGCCAGGACCUCGCUCACACGCGCGAAGAGCUGCAGCAGCGCGAGCUCAGCGUGCGGGAAGCGGUGCAGGAUCGCCAAGCGGCCGAGGUGCGCCUGCAGGACGCACUCGCACGACUCGCGGUGCUGCAAGAAACCGACGGCGGUGGCGAUGCGGAGCAAUGCAGCCCAGGGGAGACACCGUCCCCGCGCGGCACAACGCACCCACAGACUUCGGAUGCCGCGUCCCGUAUGGCGGCGCUCUUUAACGUCGACGAAGCCCCUCUCACCGCCUUGCGUCAGCGGGUACGCUACCUCCAGGCGUGCGUCGAGGCACAGGCGAAGGACAUUGCCGUCCUGCGCGCCGCGGAGUCCUCGUGGAAGCGACGCGAAAUCGAUCUGCGCCAGCAGUUGGAAGUGAUGAGCGCGGACCCCGUGAGUCGGACGGCGCGCCGGUACGGCCUCUCCGCCUGCUUGAGCUUUGAGGCACAGCUGGACGAGAUGCAUGCUCGGCAGGGCGCCCUUAACAGUUCAAUGGCGCAGCUUCAGGAGGAGAAAGACGCUAUCGCUGUCAGGGUUCAGGAGCACGCGAAGGCUGCCGCUGUGGCGCAGGAAGCCGCAGCUGCUGCACAGGCGGUGGUGGAGAGCACCGUGGCGCAGCUGAAGUCUACCGCGGAGAAGUGCGCGGAGCAGAGUUCGGCCAUUGCACAGCUGGGAAACGAGCGGGACGAGGAGUUGUCGAAGCGUGCCGAUCUGGAGCGGCGGUACGAGGAGGUGCUAGCGGAGCUGGCGGACACGAAGCGCGGCCUCAGCGCAGUGCAAGAGUCCUUGAAAGCCUCCGUGACGCAGCGUGACCGAUUCUGGAAGGACAACAACCUUCUCAUCAGCAAGGUGGAGGAACUGGAAAAGGCGCUUCUGCAGUCCGACGCCGAGAAACUUGCGGCCCGGGAGGCUCUGGCGCAGGGGCUGUCGGCGUCGUCGGCAUCUGCGUCGCGCCGGCGUCGCGGCGGCGGUGGCGAGAGUAGUAGUACCACCGAUCGCUAUCGCGGACAGGCAUCCCUAACGCGGGACCUCAGCCUGUCCUCGCUCUCAGCUCGACAGCUGUGA